This is a messenger RNA of Tyto alba (common barn owl), 3090 nucleotides long. RefSeq names its product protocadherin gamma-A10-like. The coding region runs from base 337 to 3075 and encodes 912 amino acids. NCBI's taxonomy places the organism in Eukaryota, Metazoa, Chordata, Aves, Strigiformes, Tytonidae. The transcript has a single exon. Gene Ontology annotation, molecular function: calcium ion binding. Gene Ontology annotation, cellular component: plasma membrane. The record is from RefSeq and is a predicted model, not a curated record. Gene Ontology annotation, biological process: homophilic cell-cell adhesion.
CUGUCCGUGGGCAGGGCAGGGCAGGGCAGGGCAGGGCAGGGCAGGGCGGGCAGCGCUCGGCAGCGCUCGGUGCCUGCAGUGCCGGGAGGAGGCUGCGGGCGCCGCUGUUGCCCGAGGAGGAGCGAGAGGAAGGCCGGAGCGCUGCAGGCAGCCCCGCCCGCUGCGGCCCGGCUCGCUCGCUCGCUCGCUGGCUGGCUCGGCGGCCGGGCGGUCUGCGAGCGUCCCCGCGGUGCGGAGCCGUGCUGCAGCGAGGCGGAGGGGCCGGCGGCAGCGGCCGGGAGCGGCGAGCCGGGGCCGGAGCGGCGAGUGGGAGCCGGAGCCGGGGCCGCGGCGGAGAUGUGCGCGGCGGGGAGGCGCCGGGGCCGGCGGGAGCGAGCCCUGCUGUGGUGCGUGCUGGUGGCGGCGUGGGAGGCGGCGUGGGGGCAGCUGCGCUACUCGCUGCCCGAGGAGAUGCCGAAGGGCUCGUUCGUGGGCGACGUGGCCGCGGACCUGGGGCUGCAGCUGCCGGCGCUCGGCCCCCGCGGCGUCAGCCUUGUCUCGGCAGGUAGGACGCCGUAUUUCGCCCUGCACGGGAAGACGGGCCAUUUGGUGACGGCGCAGAGGAUAGACAGAGAGCAGCUGUGCCGGCUGCAGGAGAGAUGCGUGUUGCGCUGCGAGGUGAUCGCGGAGGGGGAAAUGCAGGUUUACGAAAUCGAAGUGGAGAUCACGGACAUUAACGACAACGCGCCCAGCUUCCAAGAGGCAGAAACGGAGCUGAGAACGAUCGAGACGACAGCGCCAGGUUCGCGUUUUCCGUUGGCCCGGGCUCAGGACCCGGACUCGGGGCCGAAUUCGGUGCGGAGCUACGAGCUGAGCGGCGACGAGCACUUCUCGCUGGCCGUGCGGGCGGGCCCCGGCGGGGAGCAGCGUCCCGAGCUGGUGCUGGCGAAGGCGCUGGACCGGGAGGAGGCGGCGUUUCACGAGCUGGUGCUGAGGGCGAGCGACGGCGGCGAGCCGGCACGGACGGGCACGGCGCGGAUCCGCGUGGCGGUGCUGGACGCGAACGACAACGCGCCCGUGUUCGGGCAGGCGGAGUACACGGCGCGUGUGCCCGAGGACGUGCCCGUGGGCUCCACCCUCCUCACCGUCACGGCCACCGACGCCGACGAGGGGACGAACGGGCACGUGAAAUACUCCCUGAAGAAAGAGGAAGACAUGGCAUCGGAGAUUUUCCAGCUGGAUGCGGAGACGGGAGCGAUCACGCUGGUGCGGAGCCUGGACUUUGAGGAAGGCCACUUCUAUGAAAUGGAGAUGCAGGCACGGGACGGUGGGGGACUUUCUGACACGGCGAAAGUCACCAUUACGGUGACCGACGUGAACGACAACGCGCCCGAGAUUUCGGUGCGGUCGGCGCUGGGCGAGAUCUCGGAGGACGCCCCGUCGGGGACGGUGGUGGCCCUGCUGCACGUGCAGGACCGGGACUCGGGGCCGAACGGCGAGGUGCGGUGCUCGCUGGGCGGGGGCGUCCCGUUCCGGCUGCAGAGCUCGCAGGGCAGCUACUACCGCGUGGUGACGGCGAGGGAGCUGGACCGGGAGGAGGUGUCGGAGUACAACGUGACGGUGCGGGCGGCGGACGGCGGGUCGCCGGCGCUGUGGAGCAGCGCGGUGCUGGCGCUGCGCGUGCUGGACGUGAACGACAACGCGCCGGUGUUCGCGGAGGCGCGCUACAGCGCCCGGCUGCCCGAGAACAACGCGGCGGGCGCGCUGGUGCUGACGGUGCGGGCGGCGGACGCGGACUGGGGGCAGAACGCGCGCGUGCGGUACCGGCUGGCGGAGGGGCGGGUGCGGGGCGCGCCGCUGUCGUCGUACGUGUCGGUGCAGGCGGAGACGGGCGCGCUGUACGCGCUGCGCUCCUUCGACUACGAGGAGGUGCGCGAGGUGGGGCUGUGGGUGCGGGCGGAGGACGGCGGCGCGCCGGCGCUGAGCAGCAACGUGUCGGUGCGGCUCGUGAUCGUGGACGAGAACGACAACGCGCCGCAGGUGCUGUACCCGCCGCCGGCGCCGGUGCCGGUGCCUGGCGUGGGCGCGGGCGCGGGCGCGGUCGCGGUCUGGGCGGGCGUGGAGCUGGCGCCGCGCUCGGCGGAGCCCGGGGCGCUGGUGGCCAAGGUGGUGGCGGUGGACGCGGACGCGGGUCAGAACGCGUGGCUGUCGUACGAGCUGGCCAAGGCGACGGAGCCGGGGCUGUUCCGCGUGGGGCUGCACAGCGGCGAGGUGCGCACGGCGCGCUUCCCGCUGGCCCGCGACGCGGCGCGGCAGAGCCUGGUGGUGGUGGUGAAGGACCACGGGCGGCCGGCGCUGUCGGCCACGGCCACGCUGACGGUGGUGCUGGCCGAGAGCGUGGCCGAGCUGCUGUCGGAGCUGGGCAGCGCGGCGGCGGCGCCGGGCGAGCCGGCCGGCAGCCUGACGCGGUGGCUGGUGGUGGCCGUGGCGGCCGUGUCCUGCCUCUUCCUCGCCUUCCUGCUGCUGCUGCUGGCGCUGCGCCUGCGGCGCUGGCGCCGCUCGCAGCUGCUGGCGGCGGGCAGCGGCGCCUUGCGCGGCGUGCCGGCCUCGCACUUCGUGGGCAUCGACGGCGUCCGCGCCUUCCUGCACUCCUACUCGCACGAGGUGUCGCUCACGGCCGACUCGCGCAAGAGCCAGCUCCGCUUGUCGGGCGGCAGCUGCUGCGACACCCUCCCGGCCCGGCCGCCGCCCGACGAGCCCGCGCCGCUGCUCGGGGAGGACCCCGCCGCUGCCCCGGUGAGUUCCUCCUGCCAGCCCCACUUGCUGCGCGACCUCUCCCCGCGCUGCUCUGCUCUGCCCCUUCCGUGCCGAGUCGUGGCUCCUGCCGCGGGAGGGGGAGGUCCGAGCAAGGCAGCGGCUCCCGCAGCAGCCGGCGCCGUGUGCCGGUGCCACUUGCCCGCGGGAGGCGACCGCGGGGUUGCGGCUCAGCGCCCCAGCGGGAGAAGGGGGGAGUGGCCGCGAGAGUCUGCGGGUGGCUGCGUGGGAGGGGCACUGCGGGAAACGGGAGGUCUGUCUUGCUGGUUCCCGCUUUCUUAAGGCCGUUUGAGCGAA